AUGCACACCCCAACCUGGCUCAUCAUCGCCAAGCAACAACUCAGCUGUAAGAACAUCACCAAACUGCGCAAACCUCGUCCAAUCGAGGAGGAGACUGAGCAACACGACGAGCCUGGGCAAAAUGACGAGUCAGCCUACCACAACAAGACCGACUGGACACAUGUAGCUCACGACCUCAGCACCAUCUUCGAAGCCGCUGAGCCCCUUGCGGACGAUAAUACGACGUCUUCGUCGAGAUCAACUUCGACGCUCUUCUCAGAUUCUGAAAAUACGCCCUGGAGUCUGCUGUAUGAUCCGGCGAUCUUCACGCUGUGUUCCUCGUCGACUGCUUUUACCGAUGCAGAUGCAGGUACUGUCCAUGAGGUCCGCGACCCAAGAGCAUCCAGCAAGAUCCCCAUCAGCGACGACGACUUUCCCUCCUAUAUGGUAGAACCCUCGGGAUCUCCAAUUCACAUACCACUCACGCCAACUCUCCAAUCCACCCUCACGGCCACCCGCCACGACCUCGCCUACACCUCCGCGGCCCUGGACCACGCCCACGACGAGCUGGAGUACUUUCGUUUCGAGAACACCGCGUGCUUCAACCAGAUCCAGGAACUGACAGCUCAAGUCUACGCUCUCGAGCGGGCGAGGGGUUGGGGGAGGAGGAAGUUGAGGCGGGAGAUUACCAGUUUGACGGGAUGUUUGUUUGAGAUGGAUUUGAGGUUGGGGUUGCAGACGAAGAGGAUUCGGGAGUUGGAGGAGGAGGUGGAGGAGUGGAUGGAGUAUGCUAUGAGCUUGGAGGAGGGGUUGGGAAGGGGUUGA
Zasmidium cellare ATCC 36951 is the source of this 804-nucleotide messenger RNA. RefSeq lists its product as uncharacterized. Bases 1 to 804 code for a protein of 267 amino acids. NCBI's taxonomy places the organism in Eukaryota, Fungi, Ascomycota, Dothideomycetes, Mycosphaerellales, Mycosphaerellaceae. The transcript has a single exon. The record is from RefSeq and is a predicted model, not a curated record.